Messenger RNA from Monosiga brevicollis MX1, 1467 nucleotides. RefSeq lists its product as uncharacterized. The record is from RefSeq and is a predicted model, not a curated record. The coding region runs from base 1 to 1467 and encodes 488 amino acids. NCBI's taxonomy places the organism in Eukaryota, Choanoflagellata, Craspedida, Salpingoecidae. The transcript is spliced from 8 exons.
AUGGCCUCCACGCCUGCUCUGUCGGUGCCCAGCCAACCCAAGCGAACCGUCGUGGGAUUUGGCCCUGGAAGUCUCACCACCAAGGUUGGUGCCCGUCUGCCUGCCCAUGAAAGAUUUUUUUGCUUGCGCAUCGCUCAGACCAUCCUCGCCGUCCCGCAGACGGACAAUCCCGGCCCUGUAGGCACGACUGGUCGCAGCCGCGAAGUAUCCCUCUCCUCCAAUCCCUCUGUGAGCAGCAUGGGUGAUAGCAUGAAGAAGCAAAAACAAAUCAGCAAGAGCCUGGCCCGCCAAAAGGUGCCCGAACGUGAGACAAAACAGAAACAAGUUUCCUUCUUUUCACAUCUCAAGCAAUACGAGCACUCGGCCAGCCUGACCCAAUUUAUCAAGUUUGAUCGCUACCCUGCUGUUCAUCCUGCAAUCCUGCGUCUGGGCCUGCAAAUGUCCGAGGGGCUGGUUGAGGGAUCUACCAUGCGCUGCGUUCAGCUUCUCUACGCCAUCAAGGAACUGGUCAAGGAUUAUAGCACACCCGAUGGCAAGGAAUUGUCCCGUGAUCUCACGCACAGCCUCAACCCCGCCAUCAGGUUUGUCGCCAUCUUCAGACUUUCGUUUGUUGCCAUACCCAACAUUUGGCCCGUACUCACUUCGCAUCUUCUCCUGCAUUUGACCCGAAGCUUUCUGACACAGUGCCGACCAUUGUCCACGUCCAUGGGCAACGCCAUCAAGGCCCUCAAGCGCACUAUCAGUGAGGACAUUCCAGCUGAUACGCCCGAGGCACAGGCCAAGGACAUUGUGAUUGAGUGGAUUGACAAUUACAUUCGCGAAUGUGUCAUCUUGGCGCACGCCAUGAUCUCAGAGCACGCCUGCAACAAGAUCAACAACGGCGACACCCUGCUCGUUCACGGUGCCUCUGUCCUCUUGAAUCGCGUCUUGCGUGAUGCUCACAAAGCUGGCGUUCAAUUUCAAGUCGUGGUCGUCGACUCUCGUCCCUCCAUGUCUGGCCGCAAGACUGCUGAAUAUCUUGCGACUUUGGGCAUUCCUUGCACCUACAUUCUCAUCAGUGCCAUCUCAUAUGUUAUGCGCAACAUCUCCAAGGUCUUUCUCAGCGCCGAGGCCCUGCUGGCCAACGGCUACUUUACGGGCGCCAUCGGCAGCAGUAUGAUUGCCAUGAUGGCCAAGGCCUACAACGUACCCGUUCUGCUCUGCUGCGAAACAUACAAGUUUUGCGAGCGUGUACAGACCGACUCGAUCGUAACCAAUGAGCUGGGUGACCCCACGGAUCUGGCCAAGGCACCCGACAACCAAAAUCGACUAGUUGGCUGGCAGGACGUGCCGAGCCUCAAACUUCUCAACCUUGUGCACGACCUGACGCCUUCGUCCUUUGUCGACAUGGUGGUCACCGAAAUUGGCAUGAUUCCUUGCACCUCAGUACCGGUGGUGCUUCGCGUGCGCGACGAGCAACGUCUUUGA